GUUUGUACCUGCCUCAGUGUGCGGACACACCCGAUACCUGUGCUCUCUCCAAUCACAGCAGAGCAGAGAAACGCUCAGAAGGUGCACUUCCUAUUUCUGUUUGUGAGAGGAGCCUGUAGCCGGGGUAGAGGUGAAGUGGCCUGGAUUACCAGUACAGUAACAGGGCAGCUGAUUUACUGGGAUUCUCUUUGGAUUUACAUGAGAGUGGAACAGAGAGCCAUGGCCUGGGUCAGGAUUUGUGUUAUGUUCUUCCUUUUGCCAGAGUGGGAGCGAAAGUGAGCAGGAGAAAGAGGGAGGAUCUGCCUGACUGUGUUGAGACUUGUUUGGGAAUUUUAGAAGAGAGGAGGAGGGGAAGCAACUUUGUAAGAGCGGAACACAGUGGAGAACCUGUGGCAGCUGUUGUAAACAUUUGGACUUUAUUGGUCUUAGAAGAAAAGACUAAAGGUAAAUAGAAUAUAAUUAAAUCAGGGUUAUCAGAGGAGCAUUUAUCUCACUCCCAGCACUGAUUCACUCAGUGAGCACACGCAGGUAUGUGGAGCAUUUGCAUGUUGUGCAAUCCUUCCUAGCUUCCCAGCAAGACAGGAGGACUAGAACAGGGAGAACACUCUCUCUCCAAGGCACUUCCCAGGCUAUCAAAAUUAUGUUGCCAUGGGAGCCAAACGUCCCAGUUGGACCAUCGAAGACCCUUCACAGAUGCCACCCAGCCCAGCUACUUCUGACAGGGGCUAUCAGUCAAACGAGUGGAUAAGCCGUAAAGCCAGACCUCAAGCUGGUACGAAAACCAGAGACAGGGAAGGGGAAGAAAGGAGGCCUAGAGAGAUGGACAAAAUGUGGGAAAGACCCAGAGAAGGAAGGAGGGAAGUGGAGCAAGAGAGAGAAAGGGACAGAGAGAGGGAGAAAUAUCCUGCGUACCAAGGUAGAGAAAGGGACAGGAGGAGAGAAGAAGGCAGACAUAUGAAUGGGAGACUUUCUUCAGUGCAGGACUAUAGCGAGCAGCGAGAACGAGUGAGAGAGAAAGGAGACACUUUUCCUAGGAUGAGAAGACAAAGUAUUGAAAUGGAAGGGAGACCAAGACAACCUGUGGACCUGGAUAAUAAAAGGUUUAUGGGAAGGCUGAGGGAACUGGACAAAAGUGAAAGCGAAAGAGAGAGAGAAAGAGCCAAGAAGAAAGACAGAGACAUCCAGAGAUACAGGGAAAGAGAGAAUGAGAGAGCGAGGAUAAGAGAAGAAAUGAAAAGGGACGGUGGAGCAAGACCAGAGAAGGAAUCACAGUCAGACAGAAGAAGAGAGAGAGGGUGGGACCUGGGAAGAAGAGAGAGGAGGGGAGAAAGAGACGUAGAGGUCAAUGACCGACAGUUCAUUAAGACGAAAGAGGUAGAGAGAGAGAGAGCCAGAGCAGGACAGAGAGACAGAGAAGACUCUGCAUGGCUUUAUUCCAUGCAAAGAAGGAGAAUCAUGGAAGGAGACAGAGGAAACUUUUCUGAUCGGGAUGAGAGGGAUGAAAAGAGCAGGCCAGGGAGGAGAGAGAGACAUAGACACACAAAGAGUGAGGGAGACAGUGAUGGAGAGAUAUACGCAAAAGAGGUAAGAAGGAAAGAGAACGUAGAGUCUCCUAGUUAUGACCAAAGUAGACGUGAGGAAGAUAAAAACAAGCAAAGGUUGAGAGACACAGAGAGGUACAAGGACAUGGAGCCACGGAGGUCAAGAGACAGAGUACAGGAGAGAGAAACAGACAUGAUGCGGUCCAGGGAAAGAGAAAGGGAUAAGGAAUGGAUGAUGGAGAGACCUAGAGAGGGAUAUAGGGAGCAAUACAGAGAGAGAGACUUUGUGAGAGAAGAGAGAGGGCCUGACAGGCAGAGGGACGACAUGAAAUACUCUCAGGAUAGAAGGAGAGAGAAGGAAUUGAGUGAAAGGAAAAGAAGAGAGUGUGAAAGAGAGAUGCACCUUUAUCAAGAGCAGAGGGUGACAGAAAGACGGAGGAGUUGGGAGGGUGGAGAGACAAGAAGAAAUAGUCAAACACAGACUGAUGAACACAGGAAGAUGCAGGUGGAAGCCCAAAGCAGUGGAGAUUGGAUGUCAGGAAGUGAUGUAGAACGUGAACAAAAGGGGACAGAAAUGAAAGACCCUGAUGACAAAGAGAGAGAGAGCGCUGCUAACAACAACAGGGAAAAAAUGAGAAGUAGGGAAUGGCAGGAUGUAACAGUAGGGCAGGGGGGAGGAAAGGCAAGAGAAGGCUAUGAAAAAGAGCAAAUGGAGACUGAAAGGGACAGAGGAAGAAAUAAACCUGAGAGCAACCCAAGAGCACAGAGGAAAAUGUGGCUGGAGCCGCGAUCAGGAACAGCAAAAACAGAGUCUUUAGUGGAGGAAUUAAGAGAGAGAGAGAGAGCCAGAGAGAGAUAUGCCCGAAGAUACAAAGAAAAAAGAAGAUCAAUAGAUGUUGACGAGGCAAUAGCAAAUUCAAAGUAUGCAACAGAAAUAAUACCACCAGAGGACAGGUACAGGAAACUUGAGAGAGCUGGGGAGUUCAUGAAGGAUGUUGAUGGAGAGAACAUGGAACAGAAAGAAGAAGAGGGUGCAGGCAUGGAGGCUGCCUUAGAUAGCGAAGAGAGGUUUGAUGCAGAUUCGCAAAUGGAGUCAGAAAAUAUGGAAGGUAGCACAGAGGGGAGUGACAGAGGGGAGGAGAGGGGGAGUGGUAGAUAUGGUGACUCUGAGGGGGAAGAGGGAAGUGAGCAGGAAUGGAAAGUAGAAAUGAAGGAGAGAGUGACGUCAGCAGAUGAUGGUUUUGUAACUGUGUCCAGUGGAGGAGAUGAGGACGAGGCAGAGGAGGACACAUUUGAGGACUGUAAGGAAUUCUGGGAUGGUGGAGUUAGAGAAGAUCUCACUAGGCAGUCACCUACGAGAAUCCAACAGAGUGAGGGAGAGAUUGAAACCAAAAUGACUGAAGAGAGAAGUGACCGCACUGUCACUGUCUUUUGUGUGGUUGGGCAACCUCUUCCCAGGUCAAGAUCCAACCAGAACCCGCACAUGGAACCAACGGAGCAGCAGGACGCUGGUCAGCACUACUCUCAGGCCCUUGGUGACGGCAGUGAAGUUGAUCAGCACCAUGAUGUAGCAGCAUUCAGAGACACAGGAACUGAAGAAGAGUCUAUACAGGAGAGCUGUGGUGAGACUAAUGCUGAAAAAGAGAACGAAAGCUUUGGCCAGACAUUGCCAGAGGAGAAGAUUACAGUAAACCAUGACACUACUUUGGAAAAAGCAGAAUGUGAUGAUGAGCUGACUCAGGAAGUUACAUCAUCUCAGGAUCUGCAGUUUACUGGCAGUGUGAGUGCAGAAAAAGACACUGAACCACACCCACCAGAAUCGUCUGAAACAUUUACACUACAUGCUGAGGAUCAUGAGUCGUCUCACGAGAAAAUGACAGAUGGAGAAAACAGACAGUUAGAGGUGGCCAGUGAUACAGUGCAGGAGAACAAGCGCCACUCUGCAGCCCCACAUGUCAAAUGGGCAAAAAACGUGUUGAAAGAGAUCUUGGGAUCCUCUGAAGAUGGAUCCCUUAAUACGCCUGAACCAGGCACCCAAACCGAGCAGCCAAGUGAUGGAGCUCCUGCAGAGGCUGAACCUCAGGAGCAUGAAGAGUCUACAGGCUCACCAAUUUAUGGUGUUGUCCAUAAACCUCGGAAGCAAAGCUCAGAGAGGAGGUGCAUAGAUACUGAUGUGAUGCACACAAAACCAGAGGACACAGACUGCGCUAGCCACCCCGGCACUAGGAUGGAUACACAAAACAAAAUUCUCAUACAAGUUGAGGAACUGGAGACUGAAGAAGAGCUGGAUCUUCUGGCACAUGGGAAAGAUGGGCUUGAUGAAGAGACAGACGAGGAAGAGUAUGAUUAUGACAGGCUCCUGCCCAGUCCUGACAUAAACAGUCUCUCCUCAGAAGGAGAGGCAGAAAAGGAGGGAACAAUUAAAAAGGAGGAGAAACAGAAGAAAAAAAAAUCAGUAUGGGGUGUUCUUACAUCAAGCAGUUUCCGAGAUUUGGGCAACGAGGCACGGGUGAGAAGGAAGGGUUUCCGAAAAAAUACUAUGGAAAAACACAGUGAAGAUGAAGACGGAGAAGGAGUUGGACGGGACCGCAGGCCCAGAGUGUUUACAACAGAUGAGGAUGAUUACGAUAUCCUUUGUCACAGCCUUAACGAAUCAGAGUUUGGAAAAUUUAAAGCGAAAAUCAGCAGGACGAGAAUGAGAAACUCAAAAUUUUAUAAUUCUCAGCUGUAUCAGCAGUACAGUGAAGUGGUCCAGAACCGUGAGAUCCUGCACCAAUCUCAUUCUCAUUCCUCCUCUAUAUUUGGAGAGGUUGGAGCUACCCAAGCUUUCUCCUCUCCGUGCCCUUCCCCUCCUCCAGCUCGCAGACCUCUUCCACCUCUUCCACCCGUUCUCCAUCCCAGUUCUCUCCCCCAUUCCAACUCUUUCUCCAUCGGGCCUUUAACCAUCCCGAGGCCAGCAUCCCCUCGGCUGUCCAGAUCCUUUGCCUCCUCGCCCAUGCUGUGGCAGGAGCUGCCUGGAGUGAAGAACAGCCCUGACCUGAAGAACAUGAGUGAUGAUGAGAGACGUCUGCAGGAGGUGAGAUUUGAGGUAGUGACGUCAGAGGCGUCGUACGGUAGCAGUCUGGACAUCGUUGUGGAGCAUUUCGUCAAGUCCAAACACCUGAAUGGCCUCUUGACUACACAGGACAAGAACUGGCUUUUUUCCAGACUGAGUGAUGUCAGAGCGAUCAGCCACAGCUUUUACACCCAACUGGAGGAAAGAGUGGAAAGCAACAUUACGCACUUUACUGUCUGCGACAUCAUCAUCAAACACUGUCCGCGAUUUCGAGCAGUUUAUGUACCCUACCUCACCAACCAGUCCUAUCAAGAUAAGACCUACCAAAGAUUAAUGAAUGAGAAUGCUAGAUUUCGCCAAGUGGUGGAAAAUUUGGAACACAGCCCCAAGUGCCAGAGGCUUCCUUUCCGCUCCUUCCUCAUCCUUCCAUUCCAGAGAAUCACUCGCCUAAAACUGCUCGUACAGAACAUUGUAAAGAGAACAGCUCCUAAAACAAAGGACGAGGCACAAGCCAUCAAGGCUAUGAAAUUACUGGAGAAGAUGAUCCAGGACAGUAAUGAGAGUAUCUCACAGAUGAAGAGCAUUGAAUCACUCGUGUCUCUCAAUGCAAGAGUGGACUUUGAGUGCAAGACUCUGCCAUUGAUCAGUCAGUCGCGCAGGCUGGUGAGAGAAGGCCCGGUCACAGAGCUGCGGGAUUUCACUCAGAAGGAGAACGAGAGGAGCGCCUAUAUACAUCUCUUCAAUGAUUACCUGCUUCUCUCGCUAACAAAAGAAGGUGGCAGAUUUACAGUGAUAGACCACGCUCCAGUGUCAGAGCUGCGGGCUGAGAACUGCAGAGUGAAGCUUCACUCUCUGAAGAAGAACCUCUUUCGCUUGUUUGUGGCCCAGAAAUCCCUGCUGCUGCGCACAGAAACACAGGCAGAUAAGCUGCGCUGGAUUUCUGCAGUCUCUCGGCCUCAUCCUGAAAUAGACUUCAAUGCCGCACAGGACAUUCCACAGAUGCAGUGCAUCAGAGCGUUCGUUGCCCAGCAGCCUGACGAGCUCAGCUUGGAAAAGGCUGAUGUGUUGUUGGUUCACCAGCAAAGCAGCGACGGCUGGGUGGAGGGAACCCGUCUAUCAGACAGACAGCGUGGAUGGGCUCCAGAGUCUCACCUGGAAAUAAUACACAGUGAGAAAGCUCGACAGUGUAACCUGGUGGACGCACUAAAGAUUACAGCUGCAACGGCAACAGUGUAAUGCAUCUCUGACUGCAGCCAGCUUGGAUAAUUACCGUACUUGUCUUUGCUCAAAGAAUUUACAGACUCUACAGAAGAGCAACCAUUACCCAUUUCAUCAUGCACACAGCAUUUUGCUGCCAUGGAAUACUACAUGUCUGUGCUUUUAAUCUGUUCUCAUGGAUCUUGCUAAAGCUUUAAACUACAGAUCACCAGAAAUCACUGGAAUAUAAACCCUCUACAUGGACUGUUUUAUAAAUACAUGAAUGUGGACUAUGGAAUAUGGACUGACUGACUCUUUUUUUAAGAGGAUUCUAUAGAUUUUAUGCAUUUCCACACACUUCAAUGCCUCCAGUGCCUCGUAGUUUGCAUGUACAUAAAGUUUACCUCUGAGGUAUUUAGGGAGAUACAUGGUGUCAUGUGUUCAUUUUUUUUUUCUGUAGUAAAACUGUCAGCAAAAUGUCACACUUAUGCUGACAUAAACAACACUGACAUGCCAUAAAAAUAAAAGCUGCUUCACCUUAAAA
Messenger RNA from Astyanax mexicanus (Mexican tetra), 6337 nucleotides. RefSeq names its product Rho guanine nucleotide exchange factor (GEF) 5 (gene arhgef5). Bases 649 to 5832 code for a protein of 1727 amino acids. Gene Ontology annotation, biological process: activation of GTPase activity. Lineage: Eukaryota; Metazoa; Chordata; Actinopteri; Characiformes; Acestrorhamphidae. The transcript has 15 exons. Gene Ontology annotation, cellular component: cytoplasm; nucleus. The record is from RefSeq and is a predicted model, not a curated record. Gene Ontology annotation, molecular function: protein binding; guanyl-nucleotide exchange factor activity.